CUGAGGACUUGUCAGAGGACGUUAGUGAAUGAACUCAUGAAGGGUGGCAUAAAUUGCGGGGAGGAAGAAAUGAAUCUCUGAUGAGCAGGCCCAUGAUAGGACAGCUGGAUGAAGCCACCGGUCCCCAGAUACCUAGGGCAACGGCUUCAUGACACUGUGUCCUGAACGGAGCCCCUCAUUUCACACUCCAGGCCAUGAGGAAUCGAAGCCUCUGCACUUACAGACAGAAAGCUGGGAUCGGAACUACGUCCCUUGGCACGCGCAGCUACCCUGAGGCCAAGCCUGCGAGAACACAACUCGCUGACAGCCCUCGCCGUGGAGGGAGGACACGCCGGCGACGCGCCAGCCAGCCAGCCAGCCAGCCAGGAGAAGCCGAGAUGGACGUUCCCAAGGAGAAUGACAUUCUUCUCUUAGCUGAUGAAAAAUUUGACUUCGAUCUUUCAUUGUCUUCUUCAAGUGCAAAUGAAGAUGAUGAAGUCUUCUUUGGACCCCUUGGCCAUAAAGAAAGAUGCGUUGCUGCCAGCUUGGAAUUAAAUCAUCACAUUCCCGAAGAGCCUCUUGUGCCAGCCUCGGAAAGUCACUUCAUCUGGAGUCCUCUCCCUGGGGAGAAAUUUGUGGAAGUGUAUAAAGAAGCUCACUUAUUGGCCUUACAGAUAGAAAGCAAGAGCAAAAACAAGGCAGCCCAAGAUGUCACAGCUGAAGACCUUUGGAGCCAGGGCGUGGAGAGAUUUAUACAGGAAUCAAAGUUAAAAAUAAGCCUAUUUGAGAAAGAAAAUGAAAUGAAGAAAAGCCCCAAGUCACUUAAGAGGGAGACCUAUUACCUGUCAGACAGCCCCUUGAGGGACCCGCCACUUCAGGGAACCCAGACACCCUCGGGCAUGGUCCUGCCAAGCGCUCCCGCCCAGACACAGGGGCGGCCACACUCACCCCACUCUUCUUUGCCAGUGGAACCAAGUACUGCUCACCCUCCAAACCAGGCAGGGACUCAGAAAAAGGUCAUCAGCAAAUUGGUGCGGCCCCGAGCUUUUUCUGUGAGAGGGAAAAACAUUCAUGUGGCCGCGGAGCAGAACCCAGAGCUGAUCCGAGCUCAAAGCUUGUCUGCCACACUGAAGCCUGAACAGGAGCCUAGGAAAAGGAUACCAGCCAGUCCUUCCAAUAUGAAAAUCCUCAAUGAAAAGGAAUCCCACAGGGAUGUGCCCCCUGACAAAUCCAGUGCCACCCGGGAGCUCGCUAGCUUGCCAGCUGGUGGGAGCCACUUGGUCCAAGGCAAGCGAUCUCUCCCUGUUCCAAACAAGUUGGGGCUGAAGAAAACACUGUUGAAACUGCCUGGUUGUGCUGGAGGUCUUUCAAGAAAGUUCUCUUCCUCUGGGUCCGUUUCGGCUGUGAUUUCCAGGGCGUGUGCUUCCCCAGCAGCCGGCAGAGCUAGAUCCAGUGAAACUGCAAGUGUUCCCACGGGCAGUUACCUGCCUCUGCAGGCAGGCCCUGUGGGUGCCUCCUGCAAGCAGAGCAAGUGGGCCACGGUGGCUGAGGUGAAGGUGGAGGCUGCCAAGGCGCCCACCCCAGCAGCUCUUGCCCAAGCCCGGACACCAGAACAGGGAGGCCCGGGGCGGAGCUCCAGCUCCAUCUGGUCCCAGCCCUCUCAGUUGAAUACAGCCGGGAGUGUGAGAAGGCGUGACUCCUACCUACUCCGCAGGACGCAGGCCGUGCCCACCCCUACAAGUCAAUUUAAGAUCCCCAGGUUUGCUACUGGUGAGCCCCCGGACAGUGCGACGCCGAAGUCCUGCCGGGCCCAGAGACCGCAGUCCUGCACGUCGGCGGGGAGGGUUGUUGUCCAUAACACUCCUGCUAGACACUCAUCAGUGGCAGCCCCACAGAGCCUUGUAAGCAGUACGAGGACCCCCACGAGUACGAAGCACGUGUCAGCCCUGCCCACACCUGCCAGCCGUCGGCUCUCUGGCCUCCCAUUCAUGACCCCUAAAACCGUGCCCAGAGCUCUGGCUUCGCCUCUGUGUGUGCCUGCUCGGUGGCGUUCUUCUGAGCCGCAGAAAAAGUCUUCAGUGAGAGCUGCACCAACGAGGGAGACCCACAGCAAGGCUACCUCUAGGCGUGAGGACUCGUCUCCUGACGGGUCCCUUUCCCCUCUGUCGGCUGUACCACAGGCGCUUAACUUUUCUCCAGAAAAGACUGGCUUGACUCUUUCAGGAAGUAUCAGCACAGAAGUCGUGCUGGAUGCAGCCCAGCCACCUGGAGACACACCCACUAGUGAGGCUAUUCUCGUGGAUAUCAAACUGGACCAACUGGCCAUCACUCCAAAAGCUGAAAGCACAGCCCUCAUCGACAUCCCUCUCAUUGACUUUUGCAAUAGUCCAGAAGGACAUGUGGUUCUGGGAUCUGAGAGUAGACCUCUGAUCGACCUGCUGAUAAACACUCCAGACAUGAACAGAAACACUGCGUCCAAGCCUCCCCAGGAGGUGGGACAGCUGAUAGACUUGGCUUCUCCUCUGAUCCAGCUGAGUCCCGAGGCUGACAAGGAAAACAUGGAUUCUCCACUUCUCAAGUUCUGAGGAGAAUACAGUCCUUUUUGUGUUUCACUAUUUCUAAAAGAACUGUCAGUCCUAAGGUGGCUUUCAACCCUUAGAAAUAAAUCUUAGGAGAAGUUGUUUUGGGGGAAAAAACAACCCUCAGUGAAGGUCCCAUGCCUGGAGGGAGUGCUGCGGGACUGGGGGGUGUUUUGGGCCCCGAGGCCACUGGUGCCUGUCAGCUCCCCUCUGUGCUGCCCCGAGCACUGGGCUGGAGCGAGCACUGGGCUGGAGCGUGGAGUUGCAGUCGCUCCAGGUGAAGAAUUUUGAAUCUUUUGUAUGUAAAAUAGCAAGUGACUGUUUUUAAAAUUAAGUUUGUAUGAAAAGUUAAAUAAUUCUAGAUUUAAAUUAAAUUGUAAAAUAAAUGAAAAUGUAU
Molecule: messenger RNA, 2955 nt
Organism: Zalophus californianus (California sea lion)
Lineage: Eukaryota; Metazoa; Chordata; Mammalia; Carnivora; Otariidae
Gene: GTSE1
Product: G2 and S-phase expressed 1
Exons: 15
Coding region: 195-2564 (789 amino acids)
Cellular component (GO): cytoplasmic microtubule; microtubule cytoskeleton
Molecular function (GO): microtubule binding
Source: RefSeq, a predicted model, not a curated record